Paramecium primaurelia is the source of this 938-nucleotide messenger RNA. NCBI's taxonomy places the organism in Eukaryota, Ciliophora, Oligohymenophorea, Peniculida, Parameciidae. The record is from the annotation of a GenBank genome assembly.
AUGUUUUCACCUCGUUCAAAUUAGUAAACACCAACUCAAAGAAAAAUAGGAAGGAAAAUGACAGAAUCAUCGCACAAAUCUUCAAGAAAAAUUGAAAUCUAAGCUUUACCUUCUGGUAUCAGAAUAAUAAUUUCUGAAUCAAUUCUUACAUAAAAUCAUAUAUCAUCCAUUAGAGAUUGUUUAAUUAAAUAUCUAAAAUAUGAAGGUAGAAUUAUAAAAUCUAUGAUUAGAUUCCUUUUAAAAAUUAAGACCUGUAGAUAUUCAAAUUAUGAAUGAAUAUGCUUUGACAUAAGUUUCAUUUGUUAAAGAAUUUAGUGAGAAAAAAGAAUUAAUUGUUAAUAUGCUCUUACAUCUCUUUUUUUACAGAAAUGCUAAAUAUAUCAAAUAAUGUUUUUAAGAAAAGAAUUAAGCUGAUGAUAUCAAAGAAUUCUAAAGAUUAUUAAUUUUCCACAAAAAUGAAUUAAAUUCCUUAGAAGUUAGAACUCUUUUAACUUGGCUUAAUGAUUAUAUUGCUCAUUAUGAUUUAUUCUAUUUUAAAGCAUUAUCCGAUGAUGGAUUAGAUAUUAUUUAUAAUGUUGUUUUGGAUAUUCCAACUUUUGUACCUCCAUUAUCUUAAGCAAAUUUUAUACCUUAAAAUGUAUUUGAAUUUCUUAAUUUAGAAUAAAUAAUAUGCAGAUGUUGAUUCAGAAGAGGAAGAAAAAUAUGCUAAAAGAAGAAAUAAAUUAGAAAAAGAAAAUUAAGAUAUAGAAGAUGAAUAGUAAGAAAAUUAAGAGUAAAUUGCUUAAUAAGAUAAUGAAUAGAAAAAACCAAAUGAAUUUGAAGAAUAUAUAUAAUAAUAAGUCUUUGGAACUUCAUAACAAUUAUUUUAAAAGAUAGAAGAAUAGAAUAAAAUAAUUAUUGAAUAAGUUGAAAAAGAAAACAAUAAAAAAAAAAAAUGA